This is a messenger RNA of Anopheles moucheti, 609 nucleotides long. RefSeq names its product peritrophin-1-like. Bases 1 to 609 code for a protein of 202 amino acids. The transcript has a single exon. The record is from RefSeq and is a predicted model, not a curated record. NCBI's taxonomy places the organism in Eukaryota, Metazoa, Arthropoda, Insecta, Diptera, Culicidae. Gene Ontology annotation, cellular component: extracellular region. Gene Ontology annotation, molecular function: chitin binding.
AUGAACAAGAAACUGUGCAUUCUUCUCGUAAUUGUCGUUCUCUGCUCGGUCACCUUGGCCGCUAAGAGCAAGGAAAAAUCUAAGGAGAAAUCCCAAGAAGACUCUGGUUCGCAGGAGAAAUCCAAGGAAAACUCAUCAAAAGAGGAGCCCAGCACAGAAUCACCGGCUACGACGACGGUAGCUACCAGUGACAGAUGUGCCGGACAGCCUGAUGGUACCAUACUGCCAUCCCUAACUACAUGUGCCAAUUUCGUCACCUGCCAAGGCGAAUCUGAGGCUGCUGAGGCUACAUGCGUGCCAAAUGGCACUAUCUUCGAUUCGUCAAGAGGAGUGUGCGAUCACGAAACAAAUGUACUUUGCACGAUAGAAGGUGAACCGACCGAAACAGCAACAAUCACUCCGGAUUCGACGACCGCUCCGGAACCAACGCAAACCGAGCUGAAGGGUAUGUGCAAAGGAGUUAUCAUUGAUAUGAUUCCUCAUCCUGGUAAUUGCAACAAGUACAUCAUUUGUGUUCUGGGCAAGCCUAGUAUCCAAUCUUGCGGUAAAAAUCUCAUCUUUUACUCCGAUAUUAAGCUCUGUGCUUUUGGUGAUGCCAAAAAUUGCUAA